AGUCCAGUUCGAAAACAUGGCGGUGCACAUCACGUUGGCGGAGAGCCGUAAGAAAACGUCGGUACCUGACGCGCCGAAACACCUGGUGACGCCGGGCGACGUCAUCACGGCGGACACGGGAUACAUGAGGGGCCAUGGCACGUACAUGGAUGGUGACAAGCUGAAGGCGUCCCUGGCUGGAGUUGUGGAGAGAGUCAACAAACUCAUCUGUGUGCAGCCGCUCAAGACAAGGUACAAUGGUGAGAUUGGUGAUGUUGUGGUGGGGAGAGUCAGCGAGGUUGGCCAGAAAAGAUGGCGGGUGGACGUUAACUCCAGACUAGACGCCGUCCUCAUGUUGUCAGCAGUCAACCUCCCCGGAGGAGAGUUGAGAAGAAGGUCAGCUGAGGACGAACUGAUGAUGAGAGAGUACCUCCAGGAAGGGGACCUCAUCAGUGCUGAGGUGCAGGCCAUUUUCCACGAUGGAGCUCUUUCCCUUCACACCAGGAGUCUCAAGUAUGGCAAGCUUGCGCAGGGUGUGAUGGUGCAGGUGUCCCCGUCGCUGGUGAAGCGGCGUAAGACCCACUUCCACAACCUGGCCUGCGGGGCCAGCGUCAUCCUGGGGAACAAUGGCUACGUCUGGAUCAGUCCAACCGUCAACGACGAGAGGGGGGAGAGCAGUGGGGGGUACGAGCAGGACCUGGAGCCUGUUCCAUCGGCAGACAGGGAGGUGAUAGCUCGGCUGAGAAACUGUAUCCUGGCCUUGGCCACCCACAAACUCAUGUUGUACGACACAAGUGUGCUGUAUGCGUACGAAGCCUCUCGUCAGCAUCAGGUGAAGGACCUUCUGCAGCCUGAUGUAGCAGAGAAGGUUGCAGAUGACACCAGACAGAGACUACAGAUGGAGUCGGGAUGAUCCUCUGUUCUUAUGUUACAGUUUUCCUGUUUUCUUACUCCUUUCUAAGUUUGUAACAAUAUUUCCAUAAAGAAAAAAAAAUCCCAUAAACUUUAAGCAACAAAACCAAGAGGGUAGACUGUGUUAUUUACAAACAAUAAAAUCAAGGAACUGGAAAAUAAUUGAA
This is a messenger RNA of Branchiostoma belcheri (Belcher's lancelet), 1058 nucleotides long. RefSeq names its product exosome complex component RRP4-like. Gene Ontology annotation, cellular component: nuclear exosome (RNase complex); cytoplasmic exosome (RNase complex). Gene Ontology annotation, molecular function: RNA binding. The transcript has 9 exons. The record is from RefSeq and is a predicted model, not a curated record. Lineage: Eukaryota; Metazoa; Chordata; Leptocardii; Amphioxiformes; Branchiostomatidae. The coding region runs from base 17 to 892 and encodes 291 amino acids. Gene Ontology annotation, biological process: exonucleolytic trimming to generate mature 3'-end of 5.8S rRNA from tricistronic rRNA transcript (SSU-rRNA, 5.8S rRNA, LSU-rRNA); poly(A)-dependent snoRNA 3'-end processing; CUT catabolic process.